CUGCGGAACGCGGUCGUACGCGGCCGACCGACGGUGGCGCUUCGGCUUUAAACGAACUCUCCGGUGGCGCCGAAGGAAGGAAAGAUCGUCUCGCGGUCGGGAUCGCCUCGAUUCGCCGCGAUACUACACACACGGUCCCGAGUUCGAAUGGGGAGAGCGCGUUCGAACGUCGCCGCGCGAUGCGUUCGUUCUCUCCGUUCCGCGCCACAAUUUCUUAGCCGAGCGUGUGCGGGAAUCGUUACAUCGUCGUUUUAUUUUUUUCAAAUGUCGCGCGAUCUUUGAGGAGGACCGUCGCGCACGCAACGCGAGCGUUGAAACCGCACACGGGGGAGGCGAAGAACGUCUCGCGCGAACCGCGCGAACGCUCGACUGAGGAGAAGAAACUUCGAGACGAGAAGCGCCGCGAGGAGAGAAGAGAAGAGAAGAAGAAGAAGAAACAGGGCAAAUCCAUCAGCAACAGAGACCGGGACGACGAUUCAUAUAUUUUCGGACUCUCUCUUUCGGCUCCGCUUCCUCUCUUCCGUCGAUUCAGGUUCCAACUCGCCUCCACCCUCCCCACCGACGCGCUGCGCCCUCCUCGUUUCAAAGCCAGGAGCGGUUGCGCAAGCAAGGUAUUCGGAAAUAACCCGGUGGGUCGCAGUUAUGAAUUGAUAGCAAACACAUGGUGGACACGCCGUGAGCCCGCCGCACAGCCAGUGCGCCUUCCGGUCUCUUCGGCUUCUCUCUCGGCUUCUCCUCUUCUCGCAACGUGACCGCCGCUUCGCGACGGCCUCUCUCGUCGUCAUUGACAGGUCGGGACAUUGUCGGUGUCCGGUUGCCGCGCGUGUAACGCGCGUAAUAAUUGCACGUGUGACGUUCGAUGGCACUGACAAACAUUGUUAUUGUUGUUACGACCGACGACGCUUGUACUUCGCGAAAAGUGUGUUCGAACAACGUGAUUUCUUUCGCGACACUUAUACGUGAGGCUGACUGUGCGAUAAAAACUGUGUUUUUGGUUCGACGCACAGAAGGAGGGAUGCAAUAUGGGAUAGAACAGGAAAGAGUUUUCUCGGCAUAAAAAUCCGCGUCGAGACGAUGAGGAUUCGCGACGAGGAUCGACAUGUAAUUGCCGAUCGAGUUUUGUUGUUGUCACACGGGUGGGACCGAGUCGGGUUCCGCGGCGACAAACCGAGUAUCUCUUCGAUCAUACUGAGUGAUACGCAACUGUGAGAGAGAAUCUUUCUCUAUCGAAUAGUGUGUGAAACUCACGUGCGAGUACACACGUGAUCCAAAAAAAAAAAAAAAAACCAGUACGAAUGACAACUCCGGACUACGUGCAUGUGCAGUGAUUACACAAGUUUGGCACUCAUGUACGUUGAUUACGGCGGCGACACUUAUGCCGGAAUGGGAAUCAAGGCCAUGAAGUCCUUUGGCAGGUCCAGAGAUAUACCGGCGCAAGUGCCGCCAUUAACACCGGGGACCAACAAGAAGAUGACCGAGGCUCUGGAGGCCUCCUUCGCAUCUUGGGAAAAGGAACGACUGCGCUUGAACAUAACUAAAGAUCCGAGGCAAUGGUCGGAAACAGCUGUUGCUCAUUGGCUGCACUGGGCUAUCAGGGAGUUCUCCCUGGAAGGUGUGGCGAUGCAGCCGUGGCAGCACAUGACCGGGAAACAGAUUUGUGCCAUGGGGAAAGAGUCCUUUCUAGCACGUGCCCCCAGCUACACGGGCGACAUUCUUUGGGAACAUCUCGAGAUCCUGCAGAAAGAUGUCGACGCAGCAAAGGCCUCAGUGGAGAACGUGCCGGCGAACUUGUAUGAAAGUGUAUGCGUGCCAGAUUUAGGUGAUUUUUUGGCGUACCAGAGCGGCGGUCAUCACGUGACACCCACGGAGCAUAAAAAUCCUCCGUCUACGCCGGUCGGUUCAGUCACCAAUUCCUCCGGUCCUCCUCAGAGCGCUACGCAACCCCCGGUACAACCCUCUUCGGGCGCGGUCUCUCUGCCCACGAGACAGUAUCAUAACGACGGUGCCUACAAUCAUCUUCGUAGUCCUGUGUGCCAAGACGAAAGUCAAAGAGACGACACGCCGCCACCACCUCACAGCCAUAGCACCCAACCGCCAACUUCUCACUCUAGUACUCCAAACAGCAAUACCAACAAUAACAAUAACGACAACAAUGCCAACAACGCGUACAUCCAUUUACAGAAUUUAAAUCAGCUUAAAACAGAAUCGAACUACAGCAAUCAUCACAUACCGGAACAUCUCCAGGGCGGAAGUGGCGGUUUGGGCAGCGGAGGCGAUUUCGCUGGCACAGGAAGCAACGAGAGCGACUUGAGAGUCAACGCGAACGCCACGGAAAGUUACAUGACGCCGGCGCAUUAUUCGGGAUACGACGAGACUCCCGAGUAUCACGGCUUGUCGCAGGAACAUCAGGCGACGCAUCAGUACAGCUUGGACAGCUCGCCGGAAUUUUACAGCGCCAGUAAUAUUCCUCUCGAGCCCAAGUAUCAGCCGUCGCUGAGUUUCAAGAGUUAUCGAACUCGAGGCCGAUACCACCACGAGAGUUACAGCGAAAGCGGUGGAUACGGGCAGUACGAUGCAACGCCGUUUCAAACGGUUCCCGGAAGUGGAAGCGCUACUGGAGGCGGCGGCGUCAGCAGCGAACAAUGGAGCGUCGGACUCGGCGAUCAUCUGCCCCAUCAUAUGUUCCUCGCGGGACUCGGACCACGGGACUCUUCCAAUCCCCAUCAUCCCUCAUCCAUUGCCAAUAACGCGGACCAAAAGCCCUUGUUGCAGAGUCCAAUGCUCACCAGUUACACAGGCGGCGGACCAUGUUUCACCGGAUCGGGACCAAUUCAGUUGUGGCAAUUUCUGCUCGAGCUGUUGACCGACAAAUCAUGUCAGGGUUUCAUCUCGUGGACCGGAGACGGCUGGGAAUUUAAAUUGACCGAUCCGGACGAGGUCGCUCGUCGUUGGGGAAUUCGCAAGAACAAACCCAAGAUGAAUUACGAAAAGCUGAGCCGGGGGUUACGCUACUACUACGACAAGAACAUUAUACACAAAACUGCUGGCAAGCGAUACGUGUAUCGCUUUGUAUGUGACUUACAAGGUUUAUUAGGACACACUCCUGAGGAGUUACACGCAAUGGUGGACUUGAAGCCCGAGAAGAAGGAAGAAGACUGAGUUUUUGUUAACGGUCAAUCAUGCUGUAGGACUGUGUCCCCGCCGAUAUGUGAAAUGUAACGAAUAAAAAAAAAAAAAAUAUUCUUCGCUUUGAAGAUGCAAGAAAAACUAAGGAGCACGGGAAACUGGAGGAUAAAGUAUCCCAGUAAAACACUAUGAAUUAACUCUUAAACGUAAUAUCCAGAUGCAGAAGACUGUGAUAGUGCGUCUUCUUUGUUCAGACAUUUAUAAACAAAAAAAUCGAAUCGGUCAUACGUACCAAAGACAGGGUCUGCAUACCAUUCGUGCCUAAAGUUAAAUAAAUAAAUCGGAGAAAUUUGUUUUUAAGUAAUUAAUUUGUCGUAUAAACAGAUUUUAGAGAAUAUGUAUAGGAACUUGUCAAUUUAUAUACAUACAUACAUAUAUAUAUAUAUAUAUAUAUAAAUAUAUAUAUAUUUUUCAUGUUACAUGAUUUUUCCAUUCUUUUAAGCACAUCGCAAGACAGAGAGAGAGAGAGAGAGAAAGUUGGUGAUACCGCUAAAUUAUUUAUAUCACUAUCAUUUUUUUGACAUGUGUGUUAUAUCUCGUUGCUAUUGAUUGAAUAGUUGACUCUCGAUAUGUGAUUGUUAUUAUACCAUAUAAUUUUAAUAAUUAUAAAUAAAAGCAACAAUAUCGUAUGCUAUCAUUACGUAGCGAGCUUCGCGAUUCGAUACACUGUCGUGCUUUUUUUUUGUAUGUAUAAAUUAAUUUAGAUUGUUAAAUUAAAAAGAUUUUUUAACCGUUUACUUUUUUCUU
Pseudomyrmex gracilis is the source of this 3933-nucleotide messenger RNA. RefSeq names its product ETS-like protein pointed (gene pnt). NCBI's taxonomy places the organism in Eukaryota, Metazoa, Arthropoda, Insecta, Hymenoptera, Formicidae. The record is from RefSeq and is a predicted model, not a curated record. Gene Ontology annotation, cellular component: nucleus. The transcript has 9 exons. Gene Ontology annotation, molecular function: sequence-specific DNA binding; DNA-binding transcription factor activity, RNA polymerase II-specific. Gene Ontology annotation, biological process: cell differentiation; regulation of transcription by RNA polymerase II. Bases 1318 to 3159 code for a protein of 613 amino acids.